Molecule: messenger RNA, 1579 nt
Organism: Neohortaea acidophila
Lineage: Eukaryota; Fungi; Ascomycota; Dothideomycetes; Mycosphaerellales; Teratosphaeriaceae
Product: P-loop containing nucleoside triphosphate hydrolase protein
Exons: 2
Coding region: 269-1369 (366 amino acids)
Biological process (GO): translational termination; ribosomal subunit export from nucleus; translational initiation
Molecular function (GO): ATP binding; ATP hydrolysis activity; ribosomal small subunit binding
Source: RefSeq, a predicted model, not a curated record
GUAGCGUCGGAUUCCAGAUGAAGCAACGAUGCCAGGUAGACGAGGACAGGUUCAACGAGAUUAUUGAUGUUCUUGGUGAGCAAGGAUCCAGCACCUCAGUAGCCUGCCGUCUUCGUGCUAAUACCGCAUCCAAGAAUUGAGACAGGUGCUCGACCGCAAUGUCGACCUCUUGUCCGGAGGAGAAUUGCAGCGCUUUGCCAUCGCCAUGGUCUGCGUUCAAAAGGCCGAUGUGUAAGUUCCCGCCAGCCCAAUCAGUCUCGACUUUCCCAUGACUUACAUUCUCCACAGCUACAUGUUCGACGAGCCAUCUUCCUUCCUCGACGUCAAGCAGCGUCUGGCCGCUAGUCGCUUGAUCCGCAGCUUGCUCCGUCCCGACUGCUACGUCAUCGUCGUCGAGCACGAUUUGAGCGUUCUCGAUUACCUUUCGGAUUUCAUCUGCUGUCUGUACGGAAAGCCGGCCAUCUACGGUGUCGUCACUGCCCCCUUUUCUGUCCGAGAAGGUAUCAACAUUUUCCUUGACGGCAACAUCCCCACCGAGAACUUGCGCUUCCGCGAGGAAAGCUUGCAGUUCAGGAUCGGCGAUGCAACUGACGACUUCCUCAUCGACAAGACUCGCCAGUACGAGUACCCGAGCAUGACCAAGACCCUCGGCGACUUCCACCUCACCGUCAAGGGCGGCAGCUUCAACAACUCCGAGAUCAUCGUCAUGAUGGGCGAAAACGGAACGGGCAAGACCACCUUCUGCCGCAUGCUUGCCGGCGCCGAGAAGCCCGACAACGGCAAGCAGAUCCCGGCCAUGCACAUCAGCAUGAAGCCGCAGAAGAUCACGCCCAAGUUCCAAGGCACGGUACGCCAGCUCUUCUUCAAGAAGAUCAAGGCCGCCUUCCUCUCCCCCCAAUUCCAAACGGACGUCUACAAGCCGCUCAAGCUCGACGACUUCAUCGACCAAGAAGUCCAAAACCUGUCGGGAGGAGAACUGCAGCGCGUCGCCAUCGUCCUCGCCCUCGGCAUCCCCGCCGACAUCUACCUGAUCGACGAGCCGUCCGCCUACCUCGACUCCGAGCAGCGCAUCAUCGCCUCCCGCGUCAUCAAGCGCUUCAUCAUGCACGCCAAGAAGACGGCCUUUAUCGUCGAGCACGACUUCAUCAUGGCCACCUACCUCGCCGAUCGCGUCAUCGUCUUCGACGGCCAGCCAUCCAUCAAGUCGCAGGCGAACAAGCCCGAGAGCCUGCUCACUGGAUGCAACCGCUUCCUGGAGAUGGACGCUUGCUGGCAAACAGGGCGCUUCUUCGCGGCUGAGAUGAAGCGCGAGGACUCGCGGACGGAGAAGCGUUGUGAGGCAAUGUCAUCAAGUUCAGAAGGUAGCUAGGUAGCUGCCUCACCGAGGAGCGGAGGUGGAGGCGGAGGAGGAAACAGAAUGUGAUUCAAAAAGCUAGGAUAGUGCAGACGUACCGAACAUACACCAGUGAGGCUUUGCUCCACCGCCUUUGUCGCGCAUCUCACAUUGGCUCGCACACUCGCUGUCCUCACGUGUUUAGCGGUUCUGGAAAAGCGCACGGCAUAGUGCAAGUACGUGAUG